AUGCCGGUAAACGCGACUCCUAAUCCUGAAAAGGUAACUACUCCUUGCAGAGAAGGUUCUCCUACUGAUGGUUCUCCUUGUCCUUCUGCUGACCCAGUACCACUACCUUCUGUUAAACCUGACUCUGAUGAUACCUCUUGCAAGGAUGGUACUGGUGUUACUACUAAAGGUCCCUGUCCUCCUAAUACGAAAAUUGCUCCGGGUGCUGGUGGUGCUGGUAGUGGAACACUUCAUACACCCCAAGGGCCUGCGCCUGGGGGUUAUGGUGGGGAGAGUGAGAAACAGCAUCAGGUUACUUCUCCAGACCCAAAUGAUACUUUGUCUCGGGGAGACUCAGCGGUGAGUCAACCAGUUGUGCAAGGACAAGAAAGUAAAGAUGGACGGCAGGCAAACGGGCAGAAUGGUGACCAGGGGUUGAGAACUGAAGAAUCAACACCAGGUCAAGUGAUCAGUGGAGGUGCUGAUAAGAAUAGCGGAAAUCAACAGCCCGAAGGGAAUGGUUCACAGUCUUCAGAAUCCUCAGGUGUAUCUAAUACAGAUACAAGAGAUUCUCAGAGCAACCAAAGCGAUACAACAGAACAACCUCAAUCUUCGGACAACAACCAAACUUCUCAAGGUCAGAAUGGUGAAGCUGAGAAUACUAAUGAUGCUGCGAAACCUGCAGUGAGUGAAUCAACAAGGACCCAAAAUGAAGAAGGAGCAGGAGGUACAGACACUACCACCACCACCACAACAACAACAACCACAACACUUCCUCCUGAACUCACAAACAACAAGAAGGGUGAUGCAGACAGCAGCAGCAGUAUCAGCAGUUCUGUGUGGGUGCGUGUACCACUAUUGAUUGUGGUUACACUGGCCUGUAUUCUUGUGUGCUGA
Messenger RNA from Trypanosoma theileri, 876 nucleotides. RefSeq lists its product as uncharacterized. The transcript has a single exon. The record is from RefSeq and is a predicted model, not a curated record. NCBI's taxonomy places the organism in Eukaryota, Euglenozoa, Kinetoplastea, Trypanosomatida, Trypanosomatidae. Bases 1 to 876 code for a protein of 291 amino acids.